This is a messenger RNA of Theobroma cacao (cacao), 1485 nucleotides long. RefSeq names its product agamous-like MADS-box protein AGL80. Gene Ontology annotation, molecular function: RNA polymerase II cis-regulatory region sequence-specific DNA binding; protein dimerization activity; DNA-binding transcription factor activity, RNA polymerase II-specific. Lineage: Eukaryota; Viridiplantae; Streptophyta; Magnoliopsida; Malvales; Malvaceae. Gene Ontology annotation, biological process: positive regulation of transcription by RNA polymerase II. The record is from RefSeq and is a predicted model, not a curated record.
UUUUGUGAAAAACGUAAAAGAAAAAAUAAGAGAACUAGAAAAAAAUGAGUUCAUUUCUUUACAUUUUAGGCUUUUCCAUAUGUUGACUAGGCUUUGUCAUUUAGACAAGUAUAUUUAGUGAUGCAAUAUGAUAUGUAUACAAUUGUUGUCCCAUCUUACCAUUUAAGGUAGAAAAAGAAUCUUUCCUUAGUUGUCAUUAUAAAUUACUUACCAUAUAAUCUAUCCAUGGAAAUGCUACAAUUAGAAACCGUCUUAUGGUUUAGGUCUAAUAAGUUCGUAACUAUUGUUUGAAAAAUUUUCUGUUUGAAAGUUUUCCCAUUUAUCAGUUUACACGCGUCCUUAAUUCAGAAUUUGCUCAUGAGGAAACCAUGAGCUGUUCAGUUACGAUGUUACCACAUUAAGGUCUUAUUAACCAUUCAUGGUGAUGGCCAUGUAUUUAUAUCUAUAUUUUUCCCAAAGGCUGUGCAUUCCUUCUCUUCAUUCUUAACCAUGGCAAGAAAGAGGGUUACGCUUGAGUUGAUUUCUAAUGAAUCUGCCAGGAAAGUGACUCUCAAGAAAAGAAAGGCUGGGCUGUGGAAGAAGCUCAAUGAGCUGACAACCCUGUGUGGUGUUGCUGCUUGCGCAAUAAUUUUCAGUACUUAUGAUGCACAACCGGACAUUUGGCCUUCCCCAAUUGAGGCAUAUAAUGUGCUCGAAAAGUUCAAGAAUUUGCCUGCAGAGAUACAAGGUAAGUAUAUGAUGGACCAGAACAGUUUGCUUAGAAGAAGCAUAAUGCAGUUGAAUGUAAGAUUGGCGAAGCAAAGAACGAAAAACAGAGAGCUGGAGAUGGAUCUUGUUAUGGCUGAAAGCAUGGCAGGUGAAAAUAACUGUGAUUUGAAUAAUUUAGAAUAUCUGAAAGAACUGGUUCAUCUAUUGAAGGAAAAGAUUAAGUUUGUCACCCAAAAGAUCGAGAGUAAGGGGUUUAAAGCCUAAUCAAGUUAUUAGGAAAUGGAAAUAAAAAUAGAGCAUAGUUAGAACACAGGUCUUUUCAUCUAAGAUUAGAUGUGAAGAGUCCUUUUGCAUGUUCAGAAAUCUCUUUUGCUCUACAUGAAUAAAUUUUAAAUUGUUUUCGUUUUUAAUGUUCUCAGUUCUCAGAAUAAUUGUCUAUCGUUGCAAUUUCUUUAUCAUUUUUUUUCUACAUUCCACCUUUAUCUAUAGUCAUUCAUACCGCUGUUUGCAGACAUUAGUUGUGAAAAUGCUAUCUCAUGAUGCAGCUAUUCCUAGGCUCAGAACUUGGAAUCAUUUCAAUAAUUAGAAUUUUAUCGGACCACCAAGUCGUUAUAGAGCCAAUCCUCUUUGGUUGAAAGCAUACGCUUAGCUUUGCCAAAAAAAACGCUGUGGCUGAUAUUUAAUCCCUUGAUAAUGCACUGUUCUUUCUUUCUUUUUCUUUUUAAGUUCACCACUUGGCAUUUGUUUUUACCCAUUCAAUUACCUGAGAUCUGAUAC